Messenger RNA from Exaiptasia diaphana, 843 nucleotides. Its product is annotated as RYamide receptor-like. Bases 1 to 843 code for a protein of 280 amino acids. The transcript has a single exon. Gene Ontology annotation, cellular component: membrane. Gene Ontology annotation, biological process: G protein-coupled receptor signaling pathway. NCBI's taxonomy places the organism in Eukaryota, Metazoa, Cnidaria, Anthozoa, Actiniaria, Aiptasiidae. Gene Ontology annotation, molecular function: G protein-coupled receptor activity. The record is from RefSeq and is a predicted model, not a curated record.
AUGGCGGUCAGUGAUAUCAUUGCAUCACCUUUUAUCUUUCCAGAUGUAAUAGUGAACGUAAACUUUGACCGCAAAAAGUGGCUGAUUGGUGGGGACAUUGGUAAUAUACUCUGCAAGUUAACUUUGUUUGCAAUAGAAAUGACUUUUGCUGUUUCUGUAUAUAGCUGUGUUGCCAUUGCUAUUGACCGCUAUUUCGCCGUGGCUCAUCCAUUCAACAGACCUUUUGAGGGCAAGAUGAAACACGUCAUUGCAGUCAUUUGGAUUGUUGCAGCCGUAAUAUGUUCACCAUAUUUGUUCUUUUUAACAACACUACAAUAUAACAACUCAUUUUAUUGUGGUGCAUCUUACAAGAACUGGUCAUCGUAUGAGAUUUAUCAAUAUAUCUUAGGUGGUUUGGACAGUGUUUUGCCAGUGUUGUUYAUCACAAUCACCUACAUUUUCACCAUCUACAAACUUUAUCAUCACAAAGUAAACGGAUUGUCAACAUCAGAACGAAGAAGAAGAGAAAAACAAAACAAAAAAGUGUUAAAACAUGCGGUGACAAUUGUGGCUUUGCUUUAUCUUUGUCGCGGUUUUCUGCUCAGUAUUGAAAUUUUGAUGUCUGAACAAAUGUUGAGACAUCUCUCGGCCCCAUCGCGUUUCAAAUUGUAUUUUGCCUCUGUUGUCAUUUACUGCGUCAGUCUUGUGUACAACGUUUUCAUCUACCUCAUCUUCAAUGAUACUUACCGAGAAAAUGUCAAAGCUUUGAUACCCAAGUGUUGUUGUCGAUCUAACGGUAACCGAAGGCAGCAAAUACCAGAUGAGGGUGGAAGGGAAAUGGUAGAGAUACAUCCAGUCAAUUGA